UCGCCACCUUUCGUUUUUUCACUCCAAAACACAAGCACACACACUCUCACAAAGAAAAGAUGGUGCUUUCUAGUUCUUGGCUUCUUUCUUUAAAAUUUAUGUUUAUGUCCACUGGUGUGUUAGCCUUGGCCUUUUUUUUCAAGGUUUCUGUUCCAUUGGUUAUGGAUUUUUCAGCCUCUAAAGCUCCGGUUCUUUGGAGCUCCUUCCUCUCUUGGUUGAGACCUCCCUAUCUUUACCUCAUAAUCAACUUUAUUAUCAUCGGUAUUGUCGCUUCGUCGCGCUGCUUUCAAAACGACGACGUUCCAGCUGAAUCGCAUUCUCCACCUUCGGAUCGUACGGUUUACGACGAGAUCAAGAUGAAGUCUGAGGUCGCUGGCGUAGUUUACGAGCAGCCGUUACAGAGAAUGGAGGAGGAGACUGAGGCUCCGGUUUUUGUGGAAAAGAGUGUUGUGGUUAGCGGUGCUGCUUCGGUGGAGGUCAGUCAUAGAGAUGACACUUGGACACCAGUCAAAGGAACGGAGUCGUUGGAGAUUCCUACUGAGCUUGAUUUUUCAGUGGAGAAAGAGAAACCUCUUGUUUCUGCUCGUUUUGGUAACCGGAAACCGAUUAAAGCCAGUCCUGAAGGUGGAAGGGCGGCGCUGAGGGUGACGAAGACAAAACGGAACGAGACUCUGGAGAACACGUGGAAGACGAUAACGGAAGGUCGGGCAAUGCCGUUGACGAGGCACUUGAAGAAAUCGGACACGUGGGAGAACCACGGGCGUCAGGUGAACGUGGAUCCAUCGGCGGUGAAGAAGUCGGAGACGUUCAAGGACAGGACCAACUACCAGUUGCCACCUUUGAGCAACUCUCCGGCGUCCGGAGGGAAGCUGCGAAAAGAGCCGUCGCUGAGUCAGGACGAGUUGAAUCGGCGAGUGGAGGCGUUCAUUAAGAAGUUUAACGAAGAGAUGAGGUUGCAGAGACAAGAGAGCUUGAAACAGUAUGAAGAAAUGAUUAGUCGUGGAGGAUAGUUUUUAAUAAAAGAAAAAAAAAUAUUUUCGUUUUAAGAAAAAACAAAAUGAACUUGGUUUGAUUAAUUUUUUUUUUUCUUUUUUUUGACUCCAAUAUGUUGGAAUUAAUGAUAUACCGACGUGAUGUGAAUGUGGUAAGUGUCAAUAGAAAAGUCUGUAAAUUUAUUAAAAAAAAUAAUAAUAAUAAGUAGUUGUUUUGUAA
Pistacia vera is the source of this 1212-nucleotide messenger RNA. RefSeq lists its product as uncharacterized. The transcript is spliced from 2 exons. The record is from RefSeq and is a predicted model, not a curated record. The coding region runs from base 60 to 1010 and encodes 316 amino acids. NCBI's taxonomy places the organism in Eukaryota, Viridiplantae, Streptophyta, Magnoliopsida, Sapindales, Anacardiaceae.